Messenger RNA from Talaromyces amestolkiae, 963 nucleotides. RefSeq lists its product as uncharacterized. Lineage: Eukaryota; Fungi; Ascomycota; Eurotiomycetes; Eurotiales; Trichocomaceae. Bases 1 to 963 code for a protein of 320 amino acids. Gene Ontology annotation, biological process: positive regulation of transcription by RNA polymerase II; mitotic cell cycle. Gene Ontology annotation, molecular function: DNA-binding transcription factor activity, RNA polymerase II-specific; RNA polymerase II cis-regulatory region sequence-specific DNA binding. The transcript has a single exon. The record is from RefSeq and is a predicted model, not a curated record. Gene Ontology annotation, cellular component: nucleus.
AUGGCGCCAACUCACCGGCGUGGUCCCUGGGUCCAGGAAGAGGACAAUACUCUACUUCAACUAGUACACGAGCAAGGGCCUAACAAUUGGGUUCGCAUUUCACAGCAGAUGCACUUUCGUUCUCCCAAACAAUGUAGAGAGCGAUUCCAUCAGAACCUCAAGCCCUCUUUGAAUCACACUCCAAUCUCAGCUGAAGAAGGACUUAUGAUCGAGCGCAUGGUCAACGAGAUGGGUAAGCGCUGGGCAGAGAUUGCACGUCGACUAGGCAACCGCAGUGAUAAUGCAGUCAAGAACUGGUGGAAUGGCAAUUUGAAUCGCAAACGAAGAGGUCUUGUGGUGCAGACGACAAGUCAACACUCUUCACGCACCUACAACGGCCGCAUCGAGGCUCCAUMCCCGCGAGCCAGUGAACAUCGACAUCAUAAUGACCUUCGACGUCCAUCAACUUCAUCAACCAAGGCUUCUUUCAACCACAGCCCUGUCAUGGUCUCCCAACUGAUUCUUCGUGAGCGACCAGUCUCACCAAGCCACCAAGACGAUAUUUCACGGCGCCUUGCACCUAUUCUCACUUCUACCACUAGUAGAAUAGAGCCAUCAAUGACAUCUCCAGCAUUCUCGGAGAUUUCCACCCUUGAGCCGCCAUCAAUGAUGUCAGAUCACAAUUCAGUUUCUUCUGCUUCACCGAGGACAUUACCAUCUCCUCAGAUGUUGCCGCUACCCAUUGAUUCCCGCCAGCCUUCCUGGUGCUCAGAGCAGCAUCGACGAGGAAGCAUGCCCACCUACUCAACUUAUCUCACCUCUUCCGCCAAGGAGGAGAUCUACUUCUCGCACAAUCCUGACCAAGAAACUAGCUACGCUAGACAUUGGAGUGUCGACCACAACUACAGCAAGUCUGUUGCUGAGCCAGCUUCAUCUUCAGAACGCCGUGAUUCUCGCAUGGGUCUACAAUCAUUGCUCAACUAA